CCAAUGGCGCUGCAAAUGUCCAAGCUGCCAUUGUUUCGCCGUUGCGGAUGGCUUAGUUCCAGCAAUGGAGUCUUCUUAUCCGAACAUAGUUAUCUCUCUCAGCAACCAGUGACAUGCACCAAGGCUCGUAAGAAUUGUUCCAUACGAAGCUUCGCUACUCUAAAAUCAGGAAAAGUUAUACCACCGAAGAAGAAGAAGAGACUAGAUGAAGUAUGUCUUGAAAGGUUUCAGCAGUAUAGUCGAAACUACAUUCAAUCAUGGAUCCUACAAGGCAAGGUAAUUGUUGACGGAAAAGUUGUACUUAAAGCUGGACACCCUGUCUCUGACAAAGCCAUCGUGGAGAUCAAGGCUGAAAUUCCGAAAUAUGUAUGUAGAGCAGGACAUAAGUUAGAAGCUGCCAUUGAACAAUUAGGCAUCGAUGUUGCUGGAAAAGUGGCUCUUGAUUCGGGGCUGUCAACUGGAGGGUUUACCGAUUGCUUGCUUCAGUAUGGUGCUUCUUUUGUUUAUGGCGUUGAUGUAGGAUAUGGACAGGUGGCAGAUAAAGUUCGUCGGGAUGAGCGUGUAUCUGUUAUUGAAAGAACAAACUUGAGAUAUCUUUCUGAACUUCCUCAGAAAGUUGACUUGGUGACGUUGGAUCUUUCAUUCAUUUCUAUACUUGUGGUCAUGCCUGCUGUUAUUAGUCUGAUGAAAGAAGAAGCUACAUUAGUUACGCUGAUUAAACCUCAAUUUGAGGCUCGUAGAUCACAAGUGGGAGGAGGUGGAAUUGUGAGAGACCCCUCGGUUCAUCAAGAGGUGCGUGAGAAGAUCAUCAAGGGUGUCGAAGAUCUUGGAUUCAAAUGUAACGGGUGGAUAGAGUCUCCUUUAAAGGGUGCGGAAGGAAACAUAGAAUUCUUGGCUUGCUUUAGCAGAUCAAAUGAGAAAAACGUUAAAGAAUCACCAGUUACAACAACAACAACGGUGUAGAUUUAUUAUAAUGUGUUCUUUACACUAGAAGAAACGUUGGUAAGUCUUUGGUGUUUUAUGUUUUAGGUUAACGAGAAGCGUACUAUGUUGUAGCAUACAGUAAUCGAGUACCAACUAAAAUUAAAUUA
Molecule: messenger RNA, 1091 nt
Organism: Cynara cardunculus var. scolymus (artichoke)
Lineage: Eukaryota; Viridiplantae; Streptophyta; Magnoliopsida; Asterales; Asteraceae
Product: hemolysin A
Exons: 9
Coding region: 4-963 (319 amino acids)
Biological process (GO): methylation
Molecular function (GO): methyltransferase activity; RNA binding
Source: RefSeq, a predicted model, not a curated record